CCAGGGACCCAGAUCCAGCCCCGCCGACACCAGGAGGCCGCGCUCCUCAGGUCCUCAGGACGCCACCGCGGCGGCCGGAGCGGCGCUUCUCGCUCCUCGCAUCCAGGCCACGGUCUGAGGCGGCGCGCAGCAUGGGCAGAUGCUGCUUCUACGCGGUAGGGACGCUGUCCCUGCUGCUUCUGGUGACCAGCGUCACACUGCUCGUGGCCCGGGUCUUCCAGAAGGCCGUGGACCGGACGGUAGAGAAGAACGUGGUGCUACGGAAUGGGACCGAGGUCUUUCAGUCCUGGGAGAAGCCCCCGCUGCCUGUGUACACCCAGUUCUACUUCUUCAACGUCACCAACCCAGACGAGAUCCUCCGAGGGGAGUCCCCUCUGCUAGAAGAAGUGGGGCCCUACACCUAUCGGGAACUCAGAAACAAGGCAAAUAUUCAAUUUGGAGACAAUGGAACAACAAUAUCUGCUGUGAGCAACAAGGCAUAUGUUUUUGAACGAAAUCAAUCUGUCGGAGACCCUAAAGUUGAUUUAAUUAGAACAUUAAAUAUCCCUGCAUUGACCGCCAUGGAGUGGACGCGGAACCCUUUCCUCCGCGACAUCAUCGAGGCUGUGCUCAAGGCCUACAAGCAGACACUUUUCGUCACCCACACCGUGCACGAGCUGCUCUGGGGCUACAAAGAUGAGCUCUUGUCGCUGGUCCACACAUUCAGACCGGACAUCUCCCCCUAUUUCGGCCUGUUCUACGAAAAAAAUGGAACUAAUGAUGGAGAUUAUGUUUUCUUAACUGGAGAAGACAGUUAUCUUAACUUUACAAAGAUUGUGGAGUGGAAUGGAAAGACGUCUCUUGACUGGUGGGCAACAGACAAAUGCAACAUGAUUAACGGAACAGAUGGAGAUUCUUUUCACCCACUGAUAACCAAAGAUGAAGUCCUUUAUGUCUUCCCAUCUGACUUCUGCAGGUCUGUGUAUAUAAGUUUCAGUGGCUAUGGGACUAUAGAGGGGCUGCCCACCUUUCGGUAUAAGGUGCCUGCAGAAAUAUUAGCCAAUACCUCAGAAAAUGCUGGCUUCUGUCUUCCUGAAGGAAACUGCCUGGGCUCCGGAGUGCUGAAUGUCAGCAUCUGCAAGAAUGGUGCGCCCAUUAUUAUGUCUUUCCCACACUUUUAUCAAGCAGAUGAGAGGUUUGCUUCUGCCAUACGAGGUUUGCAUCCAAAUAAAGAGGAUCACGAGACUUUUGUGGAUAUUAAUCCCUUGACUGGAAUUAUCCUAAGGGCAGCGAAGAGGUUCCAAAUCAACAUUUAUGUCCAAAAGAUUGAUGACUUUAUUGAAACAGGAGACAUUAGAACCAUGGUUUUCCCAGUGAUGUUUCUCAACGAGAGUGCAACCAUUGAUAAAGAGACUGCAAGUCGACUUAAGUCUGUGAUUAACACUACUCUGAUUGUCACCAACAUACCCUACAUUAUCAUGGCACUAGGUGUGUUCUUUGGUUUGGUCUUCACCUGGCUCGCGUGCCGAGGACAGGGAUCUAUGGAUGAGGGAACAGCAGAUGAAAGAGCACCGCUCAUAAGAACUUAACUAUCUCCAGUGCUCAGUGAAGGAAUGUGUGAGCUGUCCUGCCCUGGACUGUGACAGGGGCCCCACAUCCACACAGACUCUGUAAGUGUGAAGAGGAGGGAGAAGACCCGGGGCCAGCAGGUGAUGAGAGGAAUGUUCUGGCCAAAUGGGAAAGGACAGGCUAACAUGGCCGGCCAUUAUGCUUUAUAGAAUCGUGUGGUUUCUGAAACUUUUUUCAUGUGUCUAGCAAGUAUUUAAUAAACUCUUAUGUAGUAAUUUGGGGGGGGGCCUCAGUUCUGGUGGCUGUGGAAGUUUGUAGCCACUGUUGUCAGUGUGUCACUGCAUCGCUUGUUAAUGCUCUUUGGCCUAACUUUAGUCAAUAUGCUUCGUUCACCAAGUUUUGUGCUCCCAGUACAUACGUACUACUUUAUGUUAUAGUCCUCAUCUCUCUCCCUGUGUGGAAGAAACAGUUUGGAGCCCAAGGUGAAAAGGUGACCUUAUCCAAUACAGGAUCCAAAUACAUCUGAUUUCUUCUUUAAAAAUACUACAUACUGCAUAUCAUGCUAAUCUUCAAUUCAUAAUUCCUCUGGGAAAAUAACUUGGUCUUCUGACUACUUUUAUACUGGGAAGAAAUCAAGGAGGGAAGGGACCGAGUGGGGUGGCAUCUAUGAAUGGACAAUGAGUGCUGAAGGAUUUUUAAGCUGCAUCUCUGUGAACCAAGAGAGUGUGUAAAUAAUGUUGGUGAGGAUAAGUACAUAUUUCAUAAUGAGUAGAACUAAAGGCUAGUUAUAACAUUUGUAGAUAAUUCUUAUUUAUAGUUAGUUAUUUUGAUAGAUAAGAUGCUGUGGGAAAAUAUAAUCAGCGAUUUUCCCCAGCCAGCCCUGCCAAAUAAGAUACUGUGUUAAUACAAUACUAUUGAGUGGUUAUUUGUUAAAUUAUGGCUAUUAGAAAUCCAUUCAUUCAUUAUACAAGUUAUACACACAUUUCAGGAAGUCUAGGGCAGACAGGCAUUUUCUUCUGGGAUAGUCUUCUUGGUAACUUUGAAAUUGUUUUUAUGAGUUCUUUCCUGAGAAGAAUGAAUUCGCUUGUUCGGUUUUAGGUUGAUAAUAGCCAUUUUUUCUAUUUUGUAGAUCAUUAUUUCUGAGAAAAUUGAGCCCUACAUUUCUCAUGACAAUCAUUUUACUGACAGAACGGCAAGUGUUUAAAGUAUGGCACAGAAAGUGCUUUAAAGAAAAAUCCCUUGAGAUCUAAAGCAGUGUAGCCAAAGGCAAGAGACUAGGGAACCACUGUUAACAUCACAGAGUUCAGAAUUCAGGCAGCGUUAUGGGCAUUUCCUUUGAUUCUCAAAGUUCCACAUUGAUUUCAACAGAGAAGCCUACACGGUUACCUGGUAAAGUGCUUAGAGAAUUUCCCAAUAAUUCAAUCAUUCCAAGAGAUUUAAAAACAACAUCAUCAACAAAACAACAACAAUAACAAUAACAAAACCAAAUCACAGCGGUUUUCAAUGUAAGCAAAUGAAAAAAGAAUUAUGGAUCUCCUUUACAUAGCUCCUUAUCCCUGUAUGGAGGUAAUAAGUCACUUUAAUGUACAUGCCCAGUUCUCCUAUUGCUAUACUAAAGUGAUAUGUGUGUGUGUGAUGUUUCCCUUUUUGAAGGGGCAAUGCAUUAAACUCUCAACUUUUCUUUAAAUCAAGAUGAAAACUUUCAAAUAUAUCAAAUUGCCAAAAUGUGAAAAACUGAAUUAAAAAAUACUUGGUCUUCAAUAAUUCCUAAUACCUGGACUAGGCUUUAGUAUUUAACUUGAUAGUUGGCGUAUCUUAUUCCUCAUGCUUUUACUGGUCCUCACCAAGAUAAUGGAUAAGGCAGGCAGGGGAUGUGCAUUGGCUCUGUCCUAUUUGCAGGAUGUAGUCAUCUGUGAGGAGGAGAUUUUUCAAUACUCUUAAGUCAGUGAUGGCGAACCCUUUAUAGCUUUCAGUGAUAAAGUAGCCAGGUACAAAAUGUGUGCCAUAGGUUCGCCUCCCCUGCUCUAAGUGAUACCAGUUAAUCAUGUACACAUUUAGACUGAGUCCCAUACAGGCAAGAAGACCCAAAACAUUUAUCCCAUAUUUACAUCAUUAUUUAUACUUAUAGGUGAAAACCACAUUUGGUGUUUUCCUUCUGAAAAACCUGUGGCAAACCCAUACAUUGUAGUGAGAACUACAAGUUGGUUAAGAAGAAUGAAUUCAUUUGUUUGGUUUUAGGUUGG
Molecule: messenger RNA, 3791 nt
Organism: Fukomys damarensis (Damara mole-rat)
Lineage: Eukaryota; Metazoa; Chordata; Mammalia; Rodentia; Bathyergidae
Gene: Scarb2
Product: scavenger receptor class B member 2
Exons: 12
Coding region: 132-1568 (478 amino acids)
Biological process (GO): receptor-mediated endocytosis; protein targeting to lysosome
Cellular component (GO): lysosome; cytoplasm; membrane
Molecular function (GO): scavenger receptor activity
Source: RefSeq, a predicted model, not a curated record